AUGUCUAGAAACCGCCAUAUUCUCUCUGAGAUUACUGUGGGAGAGAAAAGUAUCAUUGGCAGCCUUGCUUGUAUGCAAGCUGACAUAAAAGCAGUAAAGUGUCAAUUGUCUGACAUGGGCAAAAACGUUGGUGCUAUUGCGGCAACCAGCUCUGAUAAUGCUGUACCAGCCAGCACGGUUGCCAACCCCAUUUCUGCUCCUAUUGUUGCCACCAUCCUUGCUACUGCUAGUACCAAGAUCACUGCACCUCCCCGAGCAGAUUUUGCUGCGGGACCAAGUAAGGCCGAUACCAAAAAUGUCUAUAAAUUCAUCAAAGGGUACAUGUGGAAUUCCAACUUUUGGUCAGACGAGCCUGCCUUAGUGCAGGCAAACAAAAAUAGGUCCAGAUGGGCUACUACAUUUGUUGGUGUUGGAACAAGAGAGGCAGACCUGAACAAAUAUGUCUACAUGACUUACUGCUCACAUAAGUGUGAGCAGAACAAGGAUAGAGAGGCCAAAAAGAAGUUAAAUACUGUUUCCAGAAGACAUGGGCGUGAGAAGGAGCACUUCAGACGUUGCAAGGCAGCAUACAAUAAGAACAAAAUUGCCAUUGAAGAGAAAAUGAUGCAAGAUUGCUCUGCUCUGCUCAUCAGGGAAGCAAUGUCUGAAGAAUGGAGAAGCAAUGAGUAUAAUAAUUUGAUUGAACUUGUUGAUGAGGCUGUUAUAGCUGAUUUGGGCAGCAAUGCCCAUCAGUUACUGGAAUGA
Molecule: messenger RNA, 744 nt
Organism: Phycomyces blakesleeanus NRRL 1555(-)
Lineage: Eukaryota; Fungi; Mucoromycota; Mucoromycetes; Mucorales; Phycomycetaceae
Exons: 6
Coding region: 1-744 (247 amino acids)
Source: RefSeq, a predicted model, not a curated record